AAUCCAAGCAUAUUGUGUGCGUGUUAAAGUACAUUAAAGUUUUAGCUAAAAUGAAACUAUGCAUAAUGUUCAUGAUGGUUAUCUGCAUGUUUGCAAAAGAAAAACGAGCUACAUUAGAAUGGAAAAAAGUUUAUACAGUCGCUAUCAAAUCGUUUACCAACGGGAAAUUUGUAUGUGCUGAAAAUAACGGAAAUGAACCAUUGAUUGCCAACAGGGACUCUAUUGGUUUAUGGGAAACUUUUGAAAUUCGUUUCACUGACGCACAAACAUUUGUAUUAAAAUCCCAUGCAAACGAAAAAUUUGUCACGGAAGUUAAUAGCGAAAAUAACUUGCUCAUUGCCAAUAAAGACCAGGCUACAGUAUUUGAGACUUUCACCUUAGUUCCAAGAUUCGGAACUUUUGGUUUUAAAUCAAAUGGUAAUAAAAAAUUAGUGACAGCUGAAGAAGCAGGAAAAAAACCACUUGCAGCUAACCGCAAAGUUCUUGACGUCUGGGAAAUGUUUAAUUUGGUCUUCGUGUGGCCUUCAGUACAUAAAGUGGCGAUAAAAGCAUUAGUCAAUGGUUUGUUUGUAUGCGCUGAAAAUGCCGGAAAGCAAUCCUUAAUUGCUAAUAGAGGCCAAAUAGGCCCUUGGGAAACAUUUGUAAUUAGCUUUACUGACCUCCAAACAUUUACUCUUAAAUCUUUUGCUAAUGGCAAAUUGGUUUGUGCAGAAAAUAGUGGACAAUUUCCCCUUAUUGCAAACAGAGAUCAAGCUGGACCAUGGGAGACAUUCACGAUAGUUUCAAAUAAGGAAGGUGUUGCGCUAAAAUCACACGCUAAUGGAAAAUUUGUGACCGCUGAAAAUGCAGGAAAUGGUAACCUAAUUGCUAAUCGCGAUAAGGCCGAUAUUUGGGAACGAUUCGUUAUAAUUUACUUAUGAUUGACUUGAAUAUUUAUGUUGAGCAAAUUGUAAUUUUAAGAAAUAAAACAUUGCUUUAUUCGUGGUUUAUUAAAAAUGUUUUUUUAAAUUUAGUUUUCAGUAUAGUAAAUGUUAAGCAACAGAUAAAUAGAAAACUGUUAUUUUUAUUCUUAAUAUUGUUAUUAUUGAGACUAAUUUAGUUUUUGGUACAAAUAUUUCUAUAAAUGGAAAGUU
This is a messenger RNA of Hydra vulgaris (swiftwater hydra), 1133 nucleotides long. Its product is annotated as PPOD2 peroxidase-like. Gene Ontology annotation, molecular function: actin filament binding. The record is from RefSeq and is marked provisional. Lineage: Eukaryota; Metazoa; Cnidaria; Hydrozoa; Anthoathecata; Hydridae. Gene Ontology annotation, biological process: establishment or maintenance of cell polarity; cell migration; actin filament bundle assembly. Gene Ontology annotation, cellular component: actin cytoskeleton; cytoplasm.